AUGUCUUCUCAGCAACCAGUAGCAAAGGCCUCGCCGCCGGGGUCGAUCACCUCUUCCGACCAUGGCGCGCUGGACUCGAAAACAGUAGCAAUCGACGACAAGCGUCCCAUCGAGUCGGCACCUCCAACGGCCCCCGCGCUGGCAACACAGGAGACUCAGCGCAUGGAAGCGGCGCUUGGAGAUGCGAUUCUCCGCUUUCUGAGGAUUCGAAAGGGCCCCAAGGCCGAAGUGUACGACCUCGAUGCGUCCAAGGUCGCCACGCAAGCCAGCAUCUGGGACUCCGAGAACGUCGAAGAGUACAAGAGCCUGUACAUCCAUCCGCAGUGGGAGAACUGGUCUGCUUUUGACCCCAGCUUCCGUUGGACUUGGAGGGAGGAGCGUGCGGUGCGACGUAAGGUUGAUUGGAAGAUCAUGGUUUGGGCCUGCAUCAUGUUUGCGUCUCUCAACAUUGACAGGAACAACAUUUCCAAUGCCGUUUCAGACAACAUGCUUGAUGAUCUCGGCCUGACUCGGGGCGACUACGCCAAGGCUGACGUGUAG
Molecule: messenger RNA, 540 nt
Organism: Colletotrichum spaethianum
Lineage: Eukaryota; Fungi; Ascomycota; Sordariomycetes; Glomerellales; Glomerellaceae
Product: putative triacylglycerol lipase
Exons: 4
Coding region: 1-540 (179 amino acids)
Source: RefSeq, a predicted model, not a curated record